Messenger RNA from Closterium sp. Naga37s-1, 2418 nucleotides. NCBI's taxonomy places the organism in Eukaryota, Viridiplantae, Streptophyta, Zygnematophyceae, Desmidiales, Closteriaceae. The record is from the annotation of a GenBank genome assembly.
AUGACAGACCAUUCCGAACCUCCAUCGAAAGUUGAAGAUACAGACCCUGCUGUCGCGGCCGAGCCGCAAGAUACCAAACAGUCCGCCGCCGAGUCGUGUUUCAGCACGGACCUACUAAGAAUCUACUAUCGCCGCCUCUUCCCCUACGCAGACAUGGCUCGCUGGCUCUCGUACUGCAACGACAGGAAACUUCCCGGAACCGACGCGUCGUAUCUCCAGCGUCGCGAGUUUUCGUUCACUCUAGAGCACGACAUCUACGUGCGAUACCAGUCGUUCCGCGACGCCGCGGACAUGGAAGCCGCGAUCCGCGAUAAGAACCCGCAUAAGAUCGACAUAGGAGCCGUCUACAACGUCGACCCGGCGAGACGAGCGGCGUAUCAGGGAAUCGGGUCGGAGAGCGCGUUCGCACCUGUGGAACGGGAGCUUGUGUUCGACAUUGAUAUAAGCGACUACGACGAUGUGCGAACUUGCUGCUCAGGAGCGUCGGUGUGCACAAAAUGCUGGCCGCUUAUGACAGCUGCCAUUAAAGUCGUCGACACUGCCCUUAGAGAGGAUUUUGGUUUCGAGCACAUUUUGUGGGUGUUCAGUGGCAGACGAGGCGUGCAUUGCUGGGUGUGCGACAGGCGAGCAAGGAGGCUAACCAAUGAGCAACGGUCUGCAGUGGCUGAAUAUUUCCGAGUGUAUAAGGGAACUGAAGCCAAUGGAAGCAAGGUGUCGUUCUCGGGUGCAGCUCUCCAUCCCUCCCUCAUGAGGGCAUACGACCAAGUAUUGCGGGGCACAUUCGAGGGCGACGUGCUGCCAAACCAAGAGCUGCUAAGCCAACCAGACACGUGGAAGAGGGUGCUGAAUCAACUGCCAGACCAAGAGCUGCAGGAUCGGAUGGAUGCCACGUGGCGCAGCGACAGCAGGCGUGCGUCAGCAGCUGCUGACGUCAACGUGUACAGGUGGCAGCAGCUGGAAGCCACCACACGGGCCGCGGCUAAGAAGAAUGUAACCCUAAGGAAGGCGGUGGAGGCGAUAGUGUUUGCCUUCACAUACCCUCGCCUUGAUCUGGAGGUCUCAAAGCACAUGAACCAUUUGCUCAAGGCCCCGUUCUGCGUGCACCCAAAGACAGACCCGGCCAACUGUGCUGACUUCGAGCCAAGCCAAGCCCCCACGCUCAAUCAGGUGCUGUUGUGUCCCUCCUGGAUAUCCUUUGAACCUCUCCUGAUAGCCAACGCAACCUUUGAAGCUGACUUCUGUCCCUUCCUCGUAAAUCCCUUGCUCCCUUUCCUCCUCCCUCACCCCUUCCUCUCUGUCCUCCCUCACCCCUUCCUCUCUGUCCUCCCUCACCCCUUCCUCUCUGUCCUCCCUCACCCCUUCCUCUCUGUCCUCCCUCACCCCUUCCUCUCUGUCCUCCCUCACCCCUUCCUCUCUGUCCUCCCUCACCCCUUCCUCUCUGUCCUCCCUCACCCCUUCCUCUCUGUCCUCCCUCACCCCUUCCUCUCUGUCCUUCCUCACCCCUUCCUCUCUGUCCUCCCUCACCCCUUCCUCUCUGUCCUCCCUCACCCCUUCCUCUCUGUCCUCCCUCACCCCUUCCUCUCUGUCCUCCCUCACCCCUUCCUCUCUGUCCUCCCUCACCCCUUCCUCUCUGUCCUCCCUCACCCCUUCCUCUCUGUCCUCCCUCACCCCUUCCUCUCUGUCCUCCCUCACCCCUUCCUCUCUGUCCUCCCUCACCCCUUCCUCUCUGUCCUCCCUCACCCCUUCCUCUCUGUCCUCCCUCACCCCUUCCUCUCUGUCCUCCCUCACCCCUUCCUCUCUGUCCUCCCUCACCCCUUCCUCUCUGUCCUCCCUCACCCCUUCCUCUCUGUCCUCCCUCACCCCUUCCUCUCUGUCCUCCCUCACCCCUUCCUCUCUGUCCUCCCUCACCCCUUCCUCUCUGUCCUCCCUCACCCCUUCCUCUCUGUCCUCCCUCACCCCUUCCUCUCUGUCCUCCCUCACCCCUUCCUCUCUGUCCUCCCUCACCCCUUCCUCUCUGUCCUCCCUCACCCCUUCCUCUCUGUCCUCCCUCACCCCUUCCUCUCUGUCCUCCCUCACCCCUUCCUCUCUGUCCUCCCUCACCCCUUCCUCUCUGUCCUCCCUUCAGCAGCCCAUCGGGAAUCAGAUGGCGCCGCUGCUGCACCCACUGGCAGGCCUCCUUGCCUCAAUUCUCCCUUCUUAUCCUCCACCAUUCUCCCUCGCCCUUCCCUCCCCUCACAGCUGAUGAAUGAGAUCAAUGCAGCCCAUCGGGAAUCAGAUGGCGUCGCUGCUGCGGCCAUGGGUAAGGGCUCCUUGCCUCUUUUCCUCCUCACCUUCCUUACCUCUACCGUUAUUUCUGUCCUUCGUUCCGUGCCUUGUCGAUACUCUGGUGCAUUUGAUGUGCAAUACGUGGGCUUUUGA